Molecule: messenger RNA, 1071 nt
Organism: Enterobius vermicularis (human pinworm)
Lineage: Eukaryota; Metazoa; Nematoda; Chromadorea; Rhabditida; Oxyuridae
Source: the annotation of a GenBank genome assembly
AUGCCAUUGACAGGUCCUUAUCGGCGUGUAGGAACUGUUGUUCUAUUUGUUCAAAGGAAUCUUGCAGAUUUAAUAAAAGCGGAAGAGCGGCUGAAAAUCCGAAAGGGAGAGCUGAGAAAUGACGUGGCUUUGGAUCGACCGUUGUAUGAUUCAUCAGUUCCGAAGGCUCAUUCUGAAAACAUCACAGUGAAAGCUUACAAAUUGCUAAUCAAUGCAAAAUGCUUUAAUGAUAGGCAGAAGCGUCGCUGGCUACCUGUAGUUAAAGGCCAAAUAAUAUAUGGGACAAAUUCAGUUCGUGAAGCCCUGAACGCAGAUCGUCGUCAGGUUUACAAACUUUAUUUCAAAAGAAACUUUUUACUUGGAAGAAGGGAAGAUGUCAGAAAGAAGCUGCUGGAAGAAAUCUUGUCGGUUGCCGAGUCAAAAGACAUUAGGAUUAAAGAGCUCAGCACUGAUCAGUUAGACGCCCUCUGCGGAUACCAACUUCAUAACGGCAUUUGCAUUGAUGCUACUCCAUUACAGUUUGAGAAACUGGACCAAAGGGACCUAGUUUCCUCAAAGUCACUGCUGUUUCUUGACAACGUUUUGGAUACCUCUAACAUUGCUGCUAUAGCUCGCACUUGUGUCUUUUUUAAUCUCGACGGAAUUGUGAUGUCUGAGAAUGCUGGACCAAAGACGAUUACACCAGCGAUGAGCAGGUCAAGUUCUGGAGCAAUAGAGUGCUUUCCUUUAUACAAAGUUUCUGAUGCAACAACUUUACUUGAAAAUGCAAAAAAUCUGGGUUUUGUUAUUAUCGGUGCGUCCGAUGAAGCUUCAGCUGCGGAGCGUAACGUGAAAUGUGCGAAGUCACUUGAAAAUUUGGAUACCUUAGACCAAAAUCAAAAAUUUAUACUUGUUCUAGGAAACGAGCAUACCGGGAUAAGCGAAGAAGUUUUAAAAUUCUGCAACUAUAUAGUUUUUAUUCCAAAAUUGGGUAGUAAUUACUCCCAAACCCUUAACUCCCUGAACGUUUCUGCUGCAAGUGCAAUCCUUCUGUACCAAAUGCGCGUGGGACUAAGGCGCAGAAAGUCUUAG